Messenger RNA from Strigops habroptila (Kakapo), 4779 nucleotides. RefSeq names its product ADP ribosylation factor like GTPase 3 (gene ARL3). The transcript has 6 exons. Bases 222 to 770 code for a protein of 182 amino acids. Gene Ontology annotation, molecular function: GTP binding; GTPase activity. Gene Ontology annotation, biological process: cilium assembly. The record is from RefSeq and is a predicted model, not a curated record. Gene Ontology annotation, cellular component: microtubule cytoskeleton; cytoplasm. Lineage: Eukaryota; Metazoa; Chordata; Aves; Psittaciformes; Psittacidae.
GCCCCCACCGCCCCUCCGGCGGGGUGGCCCCUCGUGCGCAUACGCUGGUUCUGGGGAGGAGGGGGCGGGGCUUUAGCCGCGGCCCCCCCCUGCUGCCCCCCCCCUCCUGCGCGCCUGCCGUGGGCACGUUCCGUACGUACGGCGGGAAGCGCUGACGCCGUGCGUAGCGGCGGCGUGUGUGUGACGCAGUUGCCCAUGGUAACCCCGGGGCCGCGCAGAGGAUGGGUUUACUGUCAAUCUUGCGUAAACUGAAAAGCGCCCCAGACCAGGAGGUGAGAAUCCUCCUCUUGGGACUGGAUAAUGCAGGCAAGACAACACUCCUGAAACAGCUGGCAUCCGAGGACAUCAGCCACAUCACGCCAACACAGGGCUUUAACAUCAAAAGUGUACAGUCUCAAGGCUUCAAGCUGAACGUAUGGGACAUAGGCGGACAGAGGAAGAUCAGGCCAUACUGGAGGAACUAUUUUGAAAACACUGAUGUCCUUAUCUAUGUCAUUGACAGUGCAGAUAGGAAGAGGUUUGAAGAAACGGGUCAGGAGCUGGCUGAGCUUUUGGAUGAAGAAAAGCUUAGUGGAGUCCCAGUGCUCAUAUUCGCUAACAAGCAGGAUUUGCUGACGGCUGCCCCUGCUUCAGAGAUUGCUGAGGGACUGAAUCUACACACAAUCCGGGACAGAGUCUGGCAGAUCCAGUCUUGUUCAGCUCUUUCAGGAGAGGGAGUACAGGACGGCAUGAAUUGGGUGUGCAAAAAUGUCAAUGCUAAGAAGAAAUAAAGCAUUCAGAGCUGCAUGGAAAUGGAGGAGCGGUGGGAGCAGAAUUCUAGCCUGAAAACACUAAUUUGCUGCUUUCUGACCAAAUGUUUUUCCAUCUGUGCACAGCUACAGCUGUUAAAAGAAAAAAAAAGAAAGAGAAAAAAGGGAACAACACUGGUUAAAACCUACUGCUGGAUUUGGAACUUGACCUGCUCUUUAGUAUCAUUUUUUAAUCCCAAUAAAGGAAUUCUAUAUUUCCUCCCUAUGCAUAAAUAGUAUUAAAUGUCUAUUUAGCAAGCAAGUUUGUAAGCAGAAGCAAGACUGUGAUUCAGUGUGGUGCAGAGGGAGUGGUGAGUUGCUGUAGUUGCUUAGAUGCAUAGGACCUGCCCUAUACGUGCAGGUCUGCGGUUGCUGAGGACACACUCAGGUGUCAGUCACAGCUUCCUCUCAGUGACAGAUAAAAUGCGGUUGUGUUACCAAUUGUGGGUAGUUUCUUAAAAUAAAGCUGCUAAGGAGUCAUUUGUGUAAUGAGGGUAGAAGACUUCCACACAUUCCUAUAGCCAUAAAAGAGGAGUUUGAUCAUAACGAGGCACUGUUGCAUUGCGACACCGCUGAAGAAGGGAGGGAAGGGUUAUAUGUGUAUAAUUGAAGCUCUUUACAGUUGGAAUAAUGCAGGAUGAGCGUGCCUAGGGCUUUUCUCGCAGCUGAAGGAGAAUUCAGCCUAGCAUUUCACCUUGAGCCAGCAAAAACGUGGUUCCUACGUUCAAUAAGUUCCAUGUGUGAGAUUAGUCUUGAUGUUGAACAAUCCCUGUUGAUUUUCCCUUGAUGUUAAGGCAACUCUGCAGCAAAAUGCAAUUAAGUCCAUGAUUACUUUAUAGAAUGAGAUACCAGGUCCCAGGUUUCCUUUUUGAAAUGUGCAAAAUAUAUUCUCCUACCCCCCCUUCCUCAGCAGGCCUUGCCUAGCCCUUCAAGGGACUCAGGGACUGCCGCACAGCAGGCUGGCUGCCCAGGGCCCGCGGUCCCUCCAGGAUUGUCCUGGUGGAGGGUGAGGAUGCUGAUGAACAGCAGAUGGGAAGCGCUCUUUAAAGCGAGGAUUCAUUCUUCUCCAAACUGGCUUUGCUCUAAAAGGAUGCAAUUGCUGAAAUAGGAAAGGGAAUGUGUUUUCCACCUCCUCAUCCCCAAUUCAAAUCUAGCCCCAGCUGACAGUGAGCAGGAGUCAUUAGCACGCCAAAGCAGCCAUGUCCUGCAUGAAGCAAGCUUGGUGACUCCUGGGCCGGUUUCUAAUGCACAGAUGGUAAAAUAAUCCCACUGCCCUGCUUGCCAGCUUUGUUUGCUGCCUGCCUGCGAAAGGCCAGAGUAUGACUAGGGGACUGCAUUACCCCUUCCACCUCUUGGAGACAGACCGGCGGGCAUUGUGGGGAAAGCUGCAUGUACUAAAGCAUGUGGCUUCACCACGCGUCAGCGAGUUGACUCAUGGACCCAGGCAGACGGCUGACACCCCUGGAGCUCCCAGCUCUUUGCUCCUCCCUUCCCCUGGACGUCUCCACCUCAUGGCAGAAACAUCUGCACUGUACACGAAGCAGCCUCUGGCUGCCUGUAUGUUACAGCCCCGCAGGUUCAAGUCAUCUGGGGCCGAUUCUGGGUCCCCCCAUACAUCAGGGUGUAUAGUAGUGUUUGGAGGUUGAUCUGUGUGUAGCUCAGCUGUCUGUGCUGUGGCUGGGGGCAGAGGGACAGCUGGGACAGCAACUGCUUUAGCAAUCCAAGUUUAAUCUGCCUGCGUCCGUGAGUCAGCACCCUCUGAGUGCAUCUGUCUCCAGUGCCGAGGCAGGACACGCAUGCCGGAGUAGCACAGCCUUGCUUUAAAAUCCAGACGACUGAGGAGGAGGGGGAAGAGCAGGCUCAAGUGAGCUGUUAAGCAAUCGCUAAUGACAGAGUGACACAGCUCUGGCUCUGCAUGGAUUGAGUAAGGAGUCCUACGAUGAGGAGAGAUGCUCAUUUAAACAGAGCUCCUUCAGUGACUCCCCAGCUGCAGUGGCUUAUCGGGAAGCCCAGGAAUCUGAGCACUGUGUAUUCCUGGGUCAGCCCAAGGAGGAUAAUGCAUCCCAGCAGCUCCUUUACCUUGCAAUUAAUGCAUUUGCUUGAUGCAAGCACUGUAAAGAAUUGCAGCCCUUUCUUAUAAGCAUGCUUUGUGCUGGCUGGGUGGCAGAGCUUUGUGAGAGCUACUCCUGAGCUUUGGAUUUGCCUGUACUGCAUGCCAGAUACAGAGUGAAAUGCUGGGGUACCCCUCCUCUGGCCCAGGCAGGAUGGAGCAAAGUCCCUUUGGGGGCUUGGGUUUCGAUCCUUCUCACCUACAAAGGAGUUGAGUUGGUGCUUCCCUGCUCUCUACGUUUUUACCAGUGGCAAACCUACCCUGUGCCACAGUUCGCUUUCUAGAUCCAAAAAGCAUCCAGGAAGGUAAUUUGGGGUUUUUUUAGGCUCACACAAGUUAAACUUGGAAACAUGUUUAAAAUAAAUAUAUAAUCAAUUUUCCUAUCGCUCCAGUUUGGGAGGAAAAAUUGCCUUACUGAACUCAGGAUCCAGAAGCGUUUGCUGGCUCAUUCAUUACGUUUGUGUGUAGCUACACAUACUGGUUGUGCUUAUCUUUACCAACCAGAGCUUCACCUGUAAUCCAGUAAAUUAAUUGGGCUUAUCUGCAGCAGGUAGUAAGAGGAAGACCAUGCUAGAGCGAGCUGUGCUGGCAGGAUGGAGUUGGAGGGUUAAAAUGACCAUAAUGCAAGUAAAUAACCCUGCAGUGAUGGCUGUAACUGCGUUUUGUAUUGUAAACAUCUCUGUGUAUCCACCUGGUGAAAAUGUGAAAGGAUUUGAGGUUCUGUUCACUUGCUGCUCCUUAUCUGAAUGUAUUUACAUCUGCUGUACCCUCUGCAGGGCUCUCCUCCCUCGGUAGCACCUGGCUAAAUACCACCUGCAAAACUGGCUGGGGUCAGCCCAAAACGCCUGCCGCUGUGCAGAGAAACCCAUUCCCCUCUCCCAGCCCUUCAGCUUCCCUUUGGCUUAUGGUAACUGCAUACGCCAGGCUUUGUCCUUCCAACCCUCCCUGCUUUGCCCUCCUUUAAGUGAGAUUCAGGGGAAGCAAACCAACCGUCUCAUUGGUAUGGGAGGAGCUCUUCCACGCGUCGCAUCAAUUCAUAGAUGUUUAAAGCCGGAAGGGACCGUUCUGUUCCUCUCUCCUGACCUCCCUCCCGCAUAACACAGCCCAUUAAACGCCACCCCGCCGGCACGGUGACUUGUGGUUGAACUAGAGCACGCCGGGUAGGAAGACACCCAGCCUUGAUUUAAAGGCUCAGGGUGACAGACAGAUCCAGCCCAGGCCUCGAGAAGCUUGUCGCAGGGGUUAAUCCCCCUCCCGCGGGGAGUUUGCCUUGCUUCACUUUCACAUCAUUAAAUGUGGUCUUACCUUUGCGGUAGAUGAACGAUGCCUCUCCUGCCCUGAACGAUGCCUCUCCUGCCCCUCCGUGUUCUCGGGGGGGCAGAGAUGAUGGAGAAGUGAAAUUCUCCAAGGGCACAUCAGGAAGCAGGAGUCCAAACCCCCGCGCUGACCACGAGCACUGUCCUCCUCCGGCUGCAGCUCUGGUGGAGGAUGUCUUCUCUCCGUGCCCUUGGAGAAUGCCUGCCUCAUGCAACCUUCUCCCACUUUGGCCCAUACCAAUACUGCUUCUUGCACAUUAAUGACCUUUUUCUCUGCCUAAAUUGUAACUGAUCACUAGACUUUUUCUAUUAAGUGUACUGGGAGGAGACCAGCCCGCUCCAACUCGCCUCUGCCCCACAGGGCUCGCUCCUCUGCAAAAGCAAAUGGCGGCGGCUGUUGCAUUCCCUGAGCUGGCCGGGUCCACACAAGCUCUUUCUUUUAUGUUCCCUUUUUGAAUUUCACCAAAAAGGAGUAUUUGCAAUAUCUGGUCAUGUUGUUACUCAGUGUAUAAUUUAGAUGUCUUUGUCAAAUAAAAAAAAGAAAUAAAGUUUAGUAGAAACACAA